UCAUCGCAUUGUGUCGCAGCCGGCCAAGAAAUGGAUAAGCUAAUGCAAAAAUACACUUCACGUCCAUAACAGCAGUUUCAGCGUCCUGUUUCAACCACCCCAAUGACCAUCCUUUCAACAGAACCUUUAAAAACUAAGUUUAACGUUGGUAGACUGCCGUCAAGCAACCAUGACAAGAGUUGCUUUUCUUUGUGUGUUUUUGUUAGCGCAUAUUCUUGGAUCGGUGUGGCAUGCGCAGGGAAUGAAGAGGAUAAACAGCCGAAGUGUACGAUAAUUGACAGGAUUCGCUUCUUAUUCCGAACAUCACCAUGGCACUCGAUUGGCUUACGCAAUACGUAACGUUAGAAAACGUCUGUCUUGGUGUCAACCUUGUCACGCUCAGUGUAAUCUACAAGGCGUACCGGUCUAAAGUGACGAAUUUCGAGGCAGUGCAGACAGCUCGUCAAUUGGACGUUGACAAUAAUUUAGCAUCGAAACUGCGCGAAGAGUACCCCAAUGCCACUGCGGUGCACGCUGUCAUCAGGGGCCAAGUCAGGGCCCUUGGAGAAACGAUCAAGAGCAGGCACCUGCGCGGUGCUAAGGCAGUCAUUCAGGAAUGUUGCCUCACAGAGCACAAGAUUCAGUGGAGCCCGGUAUCCCGCUUCUGGUCACAGACCCAACGCGAGAUACAUCGUAUCAUCAACUACGUGCCGUUCGCCAUUGCGUCACGACACAGCAAAGUGAUGGUUGAAGUAGUGGAUCCACAGGAGUGUGAGAGUAUUCCGGUAAACUGCGUCUAUGAAAACUUUAUCCCAAAUCGAGACGGCCUGAGCGGUGUUUUCUUUGGCUGGCUGCGUGGAGAACAAACCAAGGGCAUUGAAGAACAGGAAUUUCUUCUAGAAGAAGGCUCCACUUUAACUGCAUUUGGCACAUUGACAGUCAUGGAAGACGGUUCCGUCAAGCUGAUGCCGCCAGCUGAUGGCGUCUGCUACUACCUUACACAGCUAAGCCACCCAGCACUAGUGUCAAAGCUUCGCUCAGAACUCGGCAUAUUGCGCGUGGUUAGCUUUGUGCUCGGCUGUACAGCUCUAGGCCUUUCAUGCUACCUGGUGUUCACAUGGUGGAAAGCAAGGCAGGCAAUGGCCCAGCGAAGAAAGGACUCAAUUCGUCGUGAAGAAGCAAGGAAGCAAAGACGAAAACUGAACCGUGACUCGCCUUCAGAGAACCCGUGUUGCGUCAUCUGCCGCACAAACCCCGUCGAAGUGAUGAUCCUGGAGUGUGGCCACGUUUGCUUGUGCACUGACUGCUCGGAGAUGGUUACUGGGAACUGUCCCAUGUGUCGCUCACCCAUCAAGCGAAGUGUGGCAGCGUUUCUUCCUUGAUCAAGGUGCAGUGGUGGAUAUGCUUUCUGCAGAAAAUAUGUCAUCAGUGAAAGCUUUGUUCUGUCUUUCACAUAAACAUCAUGAACAUUGAUGGACACUCAGAAUUUCGUUCCUGUGGUAAUGAAUAUACAACGUAUUAGUACUCAGCAAGAUAUUGCUAUAUGUGCACAUAACGAAGAACAACGUUCUAUAUAAUUUCAAGAUUUCUUAUGUUAUUUACAUACGCAAUAAUUGUUUUCAGGUUUGAAUGUUUGGUCAUGCAUUCAUUCACAAUUUGACUAGUUGACAUACUUCAGAUAUGUUGUGAGGAGUCACCAAUUCACUGGUAAGAUUGUUGUGCGUUAUAAGGGCUGCCUACUGAGCACCAAUAAAAAGUUCUCUGCUUUUAUGUUGAUGUAUUCACAAAUAAAGUUUGUGUAAAGUUCACUUGA
Dermacentor andersoni is the source of this 1792-nucleotide messenger RNA. RefSeq names its product mitochondrial ubiquitin ligase activator of NFKB 1-like. Gene Ontology annotation, biological process: organelle organization; protein ubiquitination. Gene Ontology annotation, molecular function: ubiquitin-protein transferase activity. The record is from RefSeq and is a predicted model, not a curated record. NCBI's taxonomy places the organism in Eukaryota, Metazoa, Arthropoda, Arachnida, Ixodida, Ixodidae.